CAGGACGUGGGUGGGGGUAGAUUCGUAAAGAUCUUAGGUAUAAAUAUUGGGUUUAUCUCGUUUUGAACUUAGUUAUCAGUUAAUUGUGUUGGAUUAUUAACCACAAGCAAUCAUGAAAGUGCUUGUAGCUCUUACUGCUUUAGUGGCUUCAGCUUUAGCGGCUCCACAAGGACCUUCCACCGAACCUAUUCCAAUCCUUCGACAAGAACAAGAAGUCAACUUUGAUGGUUCAUACAAAUACAGUUACGAGACCGGAAAUAGCAUUACUGCUGAAGAGCAAGGUUUCCUGAAAAAUGCUGGUCAGGCUGAGCAGGAAGCUCAAGUCGCUCAAGGACAAUACCAAUAUACGUCGCCCGAAGGCCAAGUGAUCCAAUUAUCUUACAUUGCUGAUGAGAACGGAUUCCAGCCUCAAGGCGAGCAUUUGCCCACUCCACCCCCAAUCCCACCGGCGAUCCAGAAAGCUCUAGAAUAUUUGGCUUCGCUCCCGUCGACUCCUGAACCCACAAGACGAUAGGAUUUUGUGUUAAAUUAAAAUAAAAGACAUGUAAUUAAAUUAUUUAGGUACCUACUAGACUUUAACAACGCCAUUAUUCUGUACUCGACUGUAUAAAAUGUUUUUUAAUCUAUGGAUUGUAUUUUUUUAUGARUUGUACAAGGAAUGAUUGAUGCUCUUGUGCCAAAAAUCCAAUAAAAACCUCCAUUGGAA
Molecule: messenger RNA, 706 nt
Organism: Tribolium madens (black flour beetle)
Lineage: Eukaryota; Metazoa; Arthropoda; Insecta; Coleoptera; Tenebrionidae
Product: endocuticle structural glycoprotein ABD-4-like
Exons: 3
Coding region: 113-514 (133 amino acids)
Cellular component (GO): chitin-based extracellular matrix
Molecular function (GO): structural constituent of chitin-based larval cuticle
Source: RefSeq, a predicted model, not a curated record